CCUGAUAUAAUUGCUCUCAUCAACUGACGAUCACCGCAGGAGGAGGAACGAAAGGGCGGAAAGAAAGGCCGACUAUUAGGUAUAAUUACCCUCAGUGACGUUCUCCGAUACGUUAUUGGUGCAGCGAGUAUAGGCGAAGGAUAUGACCCUAGCCAGAGGACGAAGUCAGAGGAUACACUGAAUCCUCCGUCCCCGUCCCAAUCGCGGGCUUGAACGGUGAUAUCUUGUAUUUUUUAUAUCUAGACGAUUUCUGGCUGUGAUAUCAGUGGAUUCUUUUUUGAUGUAUGGGGUGCAUCUUCUGACAUUAGUUUCGUAAUCACACUUUACAUGUGGCCCUUCAUCUUGACGAAAACAUUUUCUACAUCUCGUGAAGCUGCAGUCUCCCAGAGGCAUGCCCUGGAUUUUUUGCAUGAUAUACCGGCCUUCAUUAGCCUCUCUCCGCUGUUGGAAAGUUACGCACUGGAAAAAGGCGGCAAUCCUUGCACGUACACGAUCGUUGAUCGCCUGAAGGUCCUGGGCUCCUUCAGUACCACCACGACGCUUCGUGCUACAUUCACCACUUGUGAUGACGGGCUGGACGUCGAGGUGAAUGCAGGGGCAUGGACACGUCUCAGGACAGAGUAUCGAGUUCGCCCCGCAGUACAGGGCCGCGAGUUAGGAGUUUUGGUGAUCGAACAUGUCACAAUUUACGUUUGUCUGCUCCUGCCACCAUCGAGACGGGCUAAUUCAUUCUCCAAUCAUAGGGCCUCUUCUGCUUUAUGCCCUUUAUCUACGCCACGCUGACCAAAUCUCAUCUGGAAGGACAGGAGAGGCUCGUACGUGCUCUGGAGAAACGUCAUGUAC
This is a messenger RNA of Desarmillaria tabescens, 843 nucleotides long. RefSeq lists its product as uncharacterized. The transcript has a single exon. NCBI's taxonomy places the organism in Eukaryota, Fungi, Basidiomycota, Agaricomycetes, Agaricales, Physalacriaceae. The record is from RefSeq and is a predicted model, not a curated record. The coding region runs from base 328 to 783 and encodes 151 amino acids.